AUGAAGCCCAAGAGCCUCCCGUUCAUCGCCUUCGAGCACAAGCGGGAUGCAUACGGCUUUGCUGUGCGGCCGCAACACCUGCAGCGUUACAAGGAGUACGCUGGCAUCUACAAGGAGGAAGAGGAGGAGAGGUCUGAUAGAUGGAAGAAUUUUCUGGAGAGGCAGCCUGAGUCAUCUGGACAGGACGCUGGUGAUAAUGCUAAGGGUGAUGGUUCUGAAUCACUGCAUGAGAAGACGGUGGCAGGGCCACGGAAGAUUGAAAUAUGGACGCCAAUCAGAUCGUCCCUGAGCAACAUUGAGCAGAUGAUGAGCCUGCGCAUCGAGAAGAAGCAAUCUUCUGCUGGCAAGCAGCAAGCAAAGGACGGAACCCAUCCUGUGAAAGUUGAAGAGGGCAAGUUGUCAGAGGAUUCAGAUGACGAAUUCUAUGAUGUAGAUAAGGUUGAUCCGAGCCAAGAAGUGCAGUCGAGUGAUACUGGGAAUGCUGAUGCCGGAAGCAGGAAUCAAGAAGAAAAUUUCAUUUCAAAGGAAGAGUUGGAGUGUCUGGUCCAUGGUGGACUACCGAUGGCUUUGAGGGGAGAGCUAUGGCAAGCUUUUGUUGGUACUGGAGCUCGUAGGGUAGAAGGGUAUUAUGAUAGUCUUGCAGCAGAGGGUGAAUUAGAUAACAAAUGUUCAGAUUCUCCAACCUCAGAAGGUGUUCAUGAAAAGUGGAUUGGGCAAAUAGAUAAGGACUUGCCCAGAACUUUUCCUGGUCAUCCUGCUUUAGAUGAGGAUGGAAGAAAUGCUUUGAGACGCUUGCUUAUAGCUUAUGCGAAACACAACCCAUCAGUUGGUUACUGCCAGGCAAUGAACUUUUUUGCUGGUCUCUUGCUUCUAUUGAUGCCAGAAGAGAAUGCAUUUUGGACAUUGGUUGGGAUUAUGGAUGACUAUUUUGAUGGCUACUUUUCUGAAGAAAUGAUCGAGUCACAGGUGGACCAGCUUGUUUUAGAGGAGUUAGUUCGAGAGAAGUUCCCUAAAUUAGCAAAUCACCUGGAUUACCUUGGACUUCAAGUUGCAUGGGUUACUGGGCCAUGGUUCUUAUCCAUCUUCACAAAUGUGCUUCCCUGGGAAAGUGUUCUCCGUGUUUGGGAUGUGCUUUUGUUCGAUGGAAACAGAGUAAUGCUGUUCCGGACAGCUAUUGCGCUACUGGAGUUCUAUGGCCCUGCACUUGUGACUACAAAAGAUGCCGGUGAUGCAGUUACCCUUUUGCAGUCUUUAGCUGGUUCCACUUUUGACAGCAGUCAGCUUGUCUUUACAGCUCGUAUGGGAUAUCAAUCCGUAAAUGAAACAAUAUUGCAAGAACUAAGUAAUAAACACCGCCCACCUGUUAUAUCUGCAAUGGAAGAAAGAGCGAAAGGUCUAGGUGUUUGGACGGAUACCAAUGGUCUUGCAUCAAAACUGUAUAACUUUAAACGUGACCCUGAACCACUGGUUUCUUUAAGCGAUUCAACAGACCAGUUGAGUGAUGUGGGAGAUGGGGAUGCCAAUGAAGAAAGUGAUCCUGGAAACAUGGAUGACGAGUAUGGUGGUGUGACAGUGAAUUCUGAGAUUGAUUCUUUGCCUGAUCCAAAGGACCAGGUUGCCUGGCUGAAGUUGGAGUUGUGCCGACUCCUAGAGGAGAGAAGAUCAGCUGUUCUCAGAGCUGAUGAACUAGAAACAGCACUUAUGGAAAUGGUUAAGCAAGACAAUAGGCGCCAAUUAAGUGCAAAGGUUGAGCAGUUGGAACAAGAAAUAUCUGAACUAAGACAGGCCCUAUCAGACAAGCAGGAACAGGAGCAAGCAAUGUUUCAGGUCCUGAUGCGUGUCGAACAAGAACUGAAAAUUGCAGAGGAAGCUCGCAUCUCAGCCGAGCAGGAUGCUGCUGCUCAGAGAUACGCAGCAAAUGUUCUACAGGAAAAGUACGAAGAAGCUAUGGCUUCACUUGCCCAAAUGGAGAACAGAGCUGUAAUGGCAGAAACAAUGUUAGAGGCUACACUGCAGUACCAAUCUAGCCAGCAGAAAGCACUGUCCCCUUGCCCUUCUCCAAGACCAUCAAUGCUCGAUGCAUCCCCUACUCAGGCAAGCCAGAAUUCAUCACAGGAGUUCCAGCCAAGAAGGAAAAACUUGCUUGGCCCAUUUUCCCUGAGUUGGCGUGAUAAGAACCAGGAAAAGCAGAACAAUGCUGAUGACUCUGCGAACACAAAGUUUACCAAUAUUGAUGAAAUGGUAGAAACCUCCAACAGAGAUGAUGAGAAGCAGAGAGAAACACUAGAUCUAGAUAAUGAGCAAAGAGCAGAAUCACCCAAAGAAGAUGGCAAGAUGAGAACAGAGACGCCUGAGAAAGACAACGAUCUGCCAGGGGUCCAACUAGCCACGGACGGUUUGAAUGGGCACCAUGAACAGAUGCAAGAAAUAAAACUGGAUUGA
Miscanthus lutarioriparius is the source of this 2442-nucleotide messenger RNA. NCBI's taxonomy places the organism in Eukaryota, Viridiplantae, Streptophyta, Magnoliopsida, Poales, Poaceae. The record is from the annotation of a GenBank genome assembly.